CCAUGGCGGUGCAGGCGGGCGGCUGGGGCCGGGGCGCCGCGCUGCUGCUCCUCUUCUCGCUGGCGCGCCGCCCGCCCGCCGGGGCCGCCUGGCUGCUGGGGCUGCGGCCCGAGGACACGGCCCCGGGCCGGGUCUCGCUGGAGGCCGGCGCGCUGGGGGCGGUGGAGGGGGCCAGCUUCCCGCUGCGCCUCUUCUUCCAGCCGCCGCCCGAGGCGAACCGCAGCCGCGCGCCCUCCGGGGCGGAGAGCGAGCCCCGCCUGGCCUUCAUCGAGGAGCCGCCGGCGGGGGAGGGCCAGGCGCCCGGGGAGCGCUGCCCGCCGCAGAGCGCCUGGGCCAAGGACGUGGAGGUGCUGGGCCCGCUGCAGCCGGGCGGGUGCGCGGGGGUGCGGGAGCCGCGCAAGGGGGAGCGCGGGGCCGGCCGGCGGGGGCGGCUCUUCUCGCUCUGCGCCUGGGACGGGCGCGCCUGGCAGCCCCACGGCGCGGCGGGCGGCUUCCUGCCGCGGGUGCGGCCGGCGGGGCCGGAGCCCUGGCUGCUCGGGCCGCUGCCGGAGGCGGGCUGGCUGCGGGCCCUGGGAGCGCUGCUGCUGCUGGGGCUCUCGGCGCUGUUCAGCGGCCUGCUGCUGGCGUUGGACCCGCUGGAGCUCCGCGUGCUGCGCAAGAGCGGCUCGGCCGCGGAGCAGGAGCAGGCGCGCCGCGUCCAGGCGGUGCGGGGCCACGGCGGCACCUACCUGCUCUGCACCCUGCUGCUAGGCCAGGCCGGGGCCAACGCGGCGCUGGCCGGCUGGCUAUGCGCAUCCGUGCCCGGCCAGGGGCCGGCGCUGGCCGGCUGGGUGCAGGGCGUCCCCUGGAUGCCCGUGCUGCUCUGCACCGGGGCCGUGUUCCUGGGCGGCGAGGUGCUGCCCUACUCGGUGUGUUCACGGCACGGGCUGGCCAUCGGCUCGCACACGCUCUGCCUCACCCGCCUGCUGAUGGCCGCCACCUUCCCCCUCUGCUACCCGCUGAGCCGCCUGCUGGACUGGGCGCUGCGCCAGGAGCUCAGCACCUUCUCCACCCGCGAGCGCCUGCUGGAGACGCUGCGCGCCGCCGACCCGCACAGCGACCUGGUGCGGGAGGAGCUGGCCAUGGUGCAGGGCGGGCUGGAGCUGCGCACCAAGGUGGUGGAGGAUGUGCUCACCCCCCUGGCCGACUGUUUCAUGCUGCGCUCCGACGCCGUGCUGGACUUCGCCACCGUCUCCGAGAUUCUGCGCUCCGGCUACACCCGCAUCCCGGUCUACGAGGGCGACCGGCGGGACAACAUCGUGGACUUGCUCUUCGUCAAAGACCUGGCCUUCGUGGACCCUGACGACUGCACCCCGCUGCAGACCAUCACCCGCUUCUACCGCCGGCCGCUGCACUGGGUCUUCAGCGACAGCCGCCUGGACACGCUGCUGGAGGAGUUCAAGAAGGGUAAAUCGCACCUGGCCAUCGUGCAGCGAGUGAACAACGAAGGGGAAGGAGACCCGUUCUAUGAGGUGUUGGGGAUCAUCACGCUGGAGGAUGUCAUUGAAGAGAUCAUCAAGUCCGAGAUCCUGGAUGAGACAGAUAUUUACACAGACAACCGAAAGAAGGAGAGGGCGUUGCACCAAGGCAGGAAGCCACACGACUUCUCCAUCUUCAGGCUCUCAGACAGUGAGAUGAAGGUGAAGAUCUCCCCUCAGCUGCUGUUGGCCGUGCACCGCUUCAUGGCAUCAGACAUAGAAUCCUUCAAAUCUCCCUGCCUCUCGGAGAACAGAGCAUUCACCUACUAUGGUGUCCCAGCCAUCACGGCUGUCGUCUGCUCAGUACACCGCUCACCAUCUCGCUGCAUUGGGCUGAAUCACUCCAAAUCCCCAAACCGGGAACGUAACGACGCCGGGGGCAGCAACACCCAGCUGUACAGCAGCAGCAACGUCACCUACAUGCCUGACUAACUCGUGCACAUCCUCUGCGAGUGCAGUUUUGUCAGGUGCCGCAGGCAGCAGUACCAGAAUGCAGUGGCAGCCAGCCACAUGGACAGCUCGCCCCAGUCCCCCAACAUAGAGGCUUCAACUGAUGGCAUGCUCCACACAAGGCCCCGACGGCACUGGGGGACCCCACAGACCUCCCGAGGAGGACCCUACCCCUACCCUCCUGAUGAGAGAACAGCAUCAUUUGUAAGUCACCCCCUUGGCCACCUACUACGGCCAGUCCACACAGUCAGCCAGUCGGAUGGGCUCCAGAGCCCCAGUGACUCCAUGUUCCUCCGCAUGGAGGGAAUCCCCUUCAUCAGGGAGGAGCUGGCAGACGAGGAGAACAGCAAGCAGCAGGCCAAUGAAUGCUGUGACAUCACCCUGGAGCAGGACAGCCCGAACAGAGAGAUAGCGAGUGGCACGUCCCCAAGCGGCACCGAGGAGACCCUGGGCAAGAAGCUGCUGAGGACACUGAGCGGGUGGAAGAGGAGGCAGUCCCCGGAUGGCGAGACGACGCUGGAGGAGAAUUCCAACCGAGCGCCGUUCUUCACCUGAGCGGCAGCAUGGCUGGAGCACAGCGCUGGAGUCCCCGGGAGCCUGGAGGUCUGCAGCAUGAGCGCAUCCUACAGGGGGGCAUGUGCGACAGCAGCAGGUCUGCAUGCCGCUGCUGGCCCACCCACCACCUGCCCUUCCUCCAGGACGUGCCCCAGGCGAGAAGAGCAAGGCCCCCGCAUGGGACUGAAGCAGAGACGGCAGCCCUGGACUUGCCAGGAAGUCAGGGCACGUGGCCGGCUGCUGCCUGGCCUUCCAUCUCAAGGAGGAGAAGAGGAAGACGCAGCAGUGCCUGGGGGCGUGGUUCCCCUGCCGCAAGAAGCGUAAAGGGGUGGCCUAGAGCAUCAUUUAAU
This is a messenger RNA of Dermochelys coriacea (leatherback sea turtle), 2872 nucleotides long. RefSeq names its product cyclin and CBS domain divalent metal cation transport mediator 1 (gene CNNM1). Gene Ontology annotation, cellular component: plasma membrane. NCBI's taxonomy places the organism in Eukaryota, Metazoa, Chordata, Testudines, Dermochelyidae. Gene Ontology annotation, molecular function: transmembrane transporter activity. The record is from RefSeq and is a predicted model, not a curated record. Gene Ontology annotation, biological process: magnesium ion homeostasis; transport.